AACCAAGAAACAAUAACAAUUUUGCCUCCCGAAGUUUUGUUUUAAUAGAUUAUUAGAUUUUGUAAACAUUAAUUGUUUUUAAGCUAAAUAAAAUUCGACUUAUUAAAUAAUUUUACAAAAAAUGAAUAAAAGACCGAGCCGAAAGGAUACUGAAGAUGACAUUCUGGAGAUGCAACGCGCAUUUUUGGCUGAAAAGGCCAAAAACACUGCAUUUCAGCCAGCAGCUAGUAUUGUAAAACCAGAAAAAGCUCCAAAGAAAUCCAUAUUUGCGAAAAGUCGAGAAAAACAACAAAAUCCAAGUGAACAUCGAGCAACAACUGCAUCAAGUGCAAAUAAUGUGAAAAACAUUGUCAAGACGGAUGAUGCCAAAGUAAAUGUAGACGAGUUAGACAGGAAAACCACUCCCUCAUCAAAUCUUAUUCUAGGAGAUAUUGUUGAAAAAACGUUUGCUUCACCAAAAGAAACAUCUGCCACAGAAGCCAAUGACUCUUUUCCAAAAGUCGAGAGAGUUUCACUGAGAGAGAAUUGUGGUGGAAAGAGCCUUUUUGCUUUGUCGUUUGAGAACAAAAUCACAAAUAAAUCAAGCACAGAAGACACGAAUUUGGAUAGAAAAAGGCAGCAUGAUGAAAUGAUGAUGAUCAUGGAUUGCGAACCCAUUGAGAAGAAUCCCAAAACUAGUUUCGGUGAUGAAAGUUUUAUUGUUGAAGAUCAAACAACAGCUACAGCAAUUCACGAAGAAAACCUAGAAAUUCUAAGGAAAAUGAAAGAAUCAGAUAUUUUAGAAGAACAACAACAAAUAAUGCAAUCAGUUGAUCCUGCUCUCAUAGAAUUCCUCGCCAAGAAACGAAAACAAAAAUUAGCACAAAAACAAAUGCAACCUAAUGCAACACUUUCAACGACCUUUGAACAUGUUGAAAAUAAUGAUUACGCUCAAUUGCCUGAAGGCAAUCCAGCGGUUGAGCUACUAAAGCAAAGUACAUCAGAAAAAUGGAUUAACUUUGAUGUUGUCGAAAAAGAUAAAUUGGAUUGGAUGAGAGACAUACCACUGACAGUACCCAAACUGGAAGAUAAUCAACCCUAUGAAGCUAGAUUUGAUUGGAAGGGUGUACUUCUCCCACAUACGGAUCUUUCCACUGAUUCUAAAGACAACAGGGAAUUAUAUUUGCAUGGAGAUGAACCCUCUCGACCAGGUUACACAUUACAAGAACUUUUUCGUUUAGCCAGAUCAAAUGUCAUCCAACAAAGAGUUUCAGCUUAUUCUGCAAUUGGUGGCAUUCUGAAUAUUUACAAUCAAGGUUUUUACGACAAUGUUCUUGAGGUCCCGAUAGCUAAGAUCUUUUUCCUCUUAAGAUUCGGCUUGGAUGAAAAUACUCUGGUAAUUCUAGAAGUUGUUUCAAAAGCUUUAGCAUUGAUGUUUUACAACGAGACCGAUGAGACUCUUUUAGACUUCACCUAUGAGAAUACCGGAUGUUAUUGGCAGCCAAAAUUGGAAGUCAAUUCAAUAGAUGAUACCGAUGAUCCAACAUCUAUUGAAUCACUUCAAAAGCAAAUGAAGAACUUAAAAGUAUCUUCUUCGUUGCGAGCUAGUGUUGAAGAAACAGAAGAAGAAAGUAAAACAUCAAUGACUGAUUUUCAAUUAGCUGAAACCGAUUUAAUUGAAUGUUUGUUAAGGUCAAACAUUAUACAAAGGAUUUACUUCAUAUUGAGCAGCGUAAAGCCCGACAACAGCACUGUUGUUUCAUGUUUGAAAAUACUCAUUCGAAUAGCCCGCACGAAUAAGAAUUCGGCCAUGCAUAUUUUUAAUUCUGAAGACUUAAUAACGUGUAUGUUUACAAAUUUUCUGCCCGGUCUUCAAAGCGUUGACACAACACAAUUAACUCCACCAUUCUAUAAGUAUCCACAGUAUCUUGUUCUUAAACUUUGUCGAAUUUUAAUCUCACAAAGUCUAUCAUUUGCUUUGAAGCUAAUCUCCUUGAAAAUUGUCGAUCGUUUACAAAACUAUCUCUUCAAUCAAGAAGACAUAAAGCAAAAUUUAAUAUUAGUACAAAUUGAAUCAUUGCGAGUCUUCCGUUCCUUGAUGUUACUUCGACCGGAUAAUGCCCUUUACAGUGAGUGCGUGCGUUUUUUUGUAUCGGUCCCAAAAGUAAUAAUCAAUUGUUUGUUUAGGAAAUUCUUACCUGCCUUCCGUUACAUGUUAGAAUGGCAUUAUCAUCAUGUUGUAUAUGAAAGGGGUGGGCCCUACCUUAUAAGACAACAUGCAGCAGCACUGCUAUGCGCAAUUUCCAGUGGGCCGAAUGGCUAUGAAGUGAGUUCUGUACUGGGAUCUUCUCUGGUUGAUUGCAGUAGUAACUGGUUUCAUAAGGCGACUAAGUGCGGAGUGGAAGAGUUCUCCCAAUCGACAUUGCUUACUUCAUGCCUGAAUGCUGUCGUUUGGUUCAUCAAAAACAAUGAUUUGGAAAAGUUCAAAGAAUUUCUUGGGAAAUACCUAAAGAAUUUUCUUGAAUCUGAAGCCUUUGUUCAAUUCGAAAAAUCUCUGAAUAUAACAUCGAUAGUUCUACGGUCAUCGGAUGUUAUUGACCGACGGAAUGUAUUCCCAGCUCUUCCGAAUGCUGGAGCAAUAUUAAUGCAGAAACAUGGACCACAAUUGGCGAUACCACAAACAUAUUGCAUUUACUUCCUGACCUCGCUUUGGCAAUUGGUAGAACAAAGUGUGAAAUAUGAUAAUAAAGUUCUGGUGAAUUGUUUGACAGAAGUACGAAUUAUCGAUUCUGUUGUUGAAUUUAUAAAAAAUAUUUCCAAUAACAUAAGUAUUUACCUGAGGACGAACUUUUUCGCAAAAUGUGAACUACGAUUGAUAUUUAAAUUACUAUGUUUUGAUGGAUUCAAAGAGUUUUUGGGAAAAGCAACUAUUUUAAGGGCAGUUUAUAAUUAUUUGGGUUGUUUGAGUGCUGAACAUAUUCCCGAAAUCGAAAGACUUUUUGAAAAGGUUAUUUUCAAUCGAGAAUACAUAAGUUCAGUGGAUGAGAAAACAUUAGACAAAUGGCGAAAUAUGUACCUAGAAGUAGUUUAUCCUCAUUAUGUUGUUGUGUCUCCUACAGAAAUUUCGCUGUCUAUACCUUUCUCUGCAGUUCCAAUACUACCCACAGAUUGGCCAUAUUUUCAAUUAAAAGCAAUUCUAGAAGAUUAUGUGCAAAAUGUUCAUCAGAGACCAGCGGCACUUGUUUCAGAAGGUGAAGUUGUACGAAUGACACUCACAUUCACGAGUAUUCUUGAAAAUGAAUCUUUUCAAAUAACAACACCAACGGAAAAGUUAAUGUAUCUAAUGAUCACUUUCAUGGGGCCGGAUUCCCAGUUUUUGGAACCAACAAUUAAAUCACUAUUGAGGGAUCACUUGAUGCACUUUUUCCAAUCUUUGAAAGAUAUAAGUUUUGAAUUCGACAAAGUUUAUGAAGGUAAAUGUAAAUUUCAAAAUCUCUAUGCACUUUUUGUGGAUCACUUUCAAGCGGCAAGCUAUGGUGAUGAUUUAUUUAGUGCAAUGGUUCUUGUACCACUAGCACAAAAAUAUGAUAAUAAGUGGCGUCGAAUGAUUUGGUCGGAACAUGCUUCUGUUCUGAGAUUUUUAAAUUGUGAUGAGAGUUUGCUAAUUGGAGGAUUGGAUGCAUACCUAAAUCCACCUGAAGUUGAGGAGUCAUUGAUUAAUUGCUAUGUAAGAGCUUUAUGUUCAAACUCCUUGCGGCCUAACACAAUAGUUCAUAAAAUAGCUCAGCAUCAUGUGGAGAAAUAUAAUGAAAUACAUAAAAAAUCUUAAAUAAAAUUAAGGUUUAUUUUUUUAAUUCCUUUUUUAAAUAAAAUAUAAAAUUGAUUUGAUAUUUUAAUGUAUUUAAAUGUAA
Molecule: messenger RNA, 3890 nt
Organism: Eupeodes corollae
Lineage: Eukaryota; Metazoa; Arthropoda; Insecta; Diptera; Syrphidae
Product: RNA polymerase II-associated protein 1
Exons: 16
Coding region: 122-3808 (1228 amino acids)
Biological process (GO): transcription by RNA polymerase II
Cellular component (GO): nucleus
Source: RefSeq, a predicted model, not a curated record